AUGAUGGGAUAAUUGAGGAUUUUAAAGAGAUAUGAAAAGUAUAUUUUAGAGAAUUAACUUUUAAAGAAGACUUUGAAAAUGAUAAAGUAAAAGAUAGAGUAUUUAUUUAUGAAGAUGGAAGGAAUUAUUUUCAAUAUAUAUUUGUAAUCAAAACAAUAUUCAUAAUGUAAUUAAAGUAAUUAAAAGGUUUAAUAUGUUGGAAAUUUCAAAGAGGAUACUUUUUAAAGGUAGGGAGUUCUGAUUUUAUUAGAAAAUAAAUAAAUAAAUAAGUAGAGUAUGAGUAUGGAAGAUGUUAGACAAAUUUACCAGAAUAUUUAAAGGGAUGUAUUUUUGUAUAUAGGAUAUAUAAAUAACUUUUAAUUUUUAAUCACUCUUAUUGAAAUGUAAUAACAAUCUGUUAUACAUGUAAUUAUUAUUAUCAAUUAAAUAUUCUUUUUAGAUUAUUAAUGA
Molecule: messenger RNA, 450 nt
Organism: Paramecium pentaurelia
Lineage: Eukaryota; Ciliophora; Oligohymenophorea; Peniculida; Parameciidae
Source: the annotation of a GenBank genome assembly